Messenger RNA from Sander lucioperca (pikeperch), 12914 nucleotides. RefSeq lists its product as uncharacterized. The record is from RefSeq and is a predicted model, not a curated record. Gene Ontology annotation, cellular component: Z disc. The coding region runs from base 576 to 12149 and encodes 3857 amino acids. Lineage: Eukaryota; Metazoa; Chordata; Actinopteri; Perciformes; Percidae. The transcript is spliced from 2 exons. Gene Ontology annotation, biological process: positive regulation of calcineurin-NFAT signaling cascade.
UAGCUGUCCAGAUUUAUAAAUAGUUGCGAGGCUGUUUGUUUCAUCCGUCUGACACUCGACACCAAAUGAUCUCACAGAUCUGCAUGCUAACUCAAGCCCUCAUUCUGUCCCCCCAUGGUGGACACUCUCUCUGGGACAACUCUUCUAUUUCUGUCUGGUCUCCAGCCCUGGGUCCUGCUGCCUGCCUCUGCUCAGAUGCUCAAAGACUUGACUGUGGACUACAUAGAGGUUUUUUGCUUUGGAUUGUUGUCAAUAGAAAGAGUCACAACUACCAGAGAGGGCUUGUGUGAGGUGAGAGGCCUUUUUGGGGAGCCUGUUGAGGAGUUUAUGACAGGGACCAAAUUAUGGAUUAUAAACUGAAAGGAAAAGAAAAAAUUCCAGGAUUUUUUUGGACAGAGGCCAACUAAAAGGCACAAUGCCUUAGGAGCUACUAGCUGUAGAAAAUCCGGUCUAAGGGGCCCCAAACUCUGGGUCCUGUAGCUCCAUCAGCAGGCAGAGUGUAUCAUUUUGAGGUCUGUGUUUGCAUGAAUGACUGAACAACUGAGGACAGAGCUCUAUGCUAGUGACCUUGCAUCAUGACCUCAGUUGAGAAGCGCCGCUCAGGCCGAAAGAGUGGUGGGCAUCGAAAGCACAGCGAUGGAGGCUACAGCGACACCUCCAGUGGUGGGUCCUUUCUGGAUGAGACUGACCGUGAGGUCAGCAAUCUGACAGAUCGAGCAUUCAGGAGCCUCUGCAUUGGGGAUGAGGCUGUUUAUAAUGACUCAGACCUCUGUUCGUCUUCUCCCUGCACCCAGAGAGACAGGCAGCUGGCCUUUAGCCAGAGUGGCCAGGACAGAGACAGAGAGGACAGAGAGAGGGAUGAACUCAAGAGAGCUGCACAUGAGAGCUUCAGCAUCAGGAUGCAGCAGUAUGGACAGGACUGGAUCCAUGGAGGAAUGUAUGGGGCUGAGAUCCAGAGAGAUCCACAAUGGGAGGUUUAUGGGGAAAGGACACAGGGGAGGGUUUCUGCCACAUUCCAGCACUCCUUUGUGGAAACCUCUCAACAGGAGGAAUCUUUGGGGGGAGAACAGCUGUCCUUUCUAGGCAAUGGAGCCACAGAGUUGAGUUCGCGGCAACGCAGAAGCCGCUCCAGAGUUUCGUCUCUGAUCAGAGCUUUUAACUCAGAAGGACAAAGGGAUGGAGCAGGGAAGGAUGGUCAACUCAGAGAGUGGAAUGAUGAGACAAGCUGGGACAAAUCAGCUCUGAUGAGUAUCCAAAGGGAACUUUCUGAGUUCUCUACAUCUUACCAGCAAAACUUUAACAGUGGUCAUUUCUCCUCAGCUUGCCCGUUCUCAUCCCAAGACACCAACUUCUACUCCUCUGAAGUAGCAGCAGUGGCUCACAUGAAUUCUACAUCCUCUUUUAUGAGAUCUUCCCACAGUAAACACAGCAUGUCCACGCAGGUCAACUGUAACUCUAACUUCUUUAUACACAGUGAGUGUAGUCCCUUCAAGGUUUGGAGGGACCAUAACAGGUUUCCCUUCCAACAAGGAGAAGUCUCAGGGUUUAUGCACUGUUCAGAAUUCCCUAAAUGGUAUGACACACCAAUGUACAGGGAGCUUUCAAUGGAGGCCCAACCACAGGGUCCAUACAGGUUUGAGGAGAGGGGUAUCAGACACCAAAGGAAGAACUUGGCACCUGUGGUUCCUUCCACUCUUCCCCGCUCCACCUCAACAUCCACAAUUCUGCAGAAAGCUUCGGCUGUAGAGAAACGCUGCGAGUCAGAGUUGACAGGUCAUUACCCUCACAGGAAGCGGACGCAGAGCCUGGGAACUAACAGGCUCCCAUCGCAUCGGCCAUCAACUGCAUCACCUACCAGUGAUAUGUCUCAACGUGUCCAGGACACCAUCAGCUCCGUCAAAGCCCUCCAGCAAAAAAUUAAAAUGAUGACAGAGAAAAAUACAACAACAGGGAUGACAGCAAAUCAACAAGGAGUAUUUUGUAGCAAUGAUAAUUUAAUUCCCUUUGGCAACAAUGCAAAAACAGUGGCACCAAACGUUGUCAGCAGUAACACAAGCAUGACUCCCUUCAACAUCAGCCAACUGCUCACACCUUUAGUGCAAGCACAUCAAGAAACAGAGACAUCAGAGGUCGGGCAGUAUGCAGUUUCCCCUCAACCUGUGGAACAUCCUCCAGUGCGAGCAGAAAGCAGGGGAGCCACUCCUGAUGUAAGGAUGUGCAGCUACAAAUCCAGAGCCACGAGCCUACUCUUCAAUCUCAAAGACAACAGGAAAAGAGUAAAAAGCACCUACAGUCCUGCCAAAUUUAAAGGAUUGGAGACACUGGAAAAAAGCAAACAUCACUCUAUUCAGGAGCCUAGUGACACUGUGAUAGACAUCCCUGAUUAUCCAGAUUUAGACUUUCAAUUUCUUCAGGUAGAGGAAUCCAGCAGAACAAAUGCUGCCUCGCAUCAAUAUGUAAACCAGUACCAUAGCCCUGGAUUGUCACUUACAACACCACAUUAUCAACCUGCACAUACAGGCCAACACUCAGAAUACACUUUAAGUGAUUACCAGACAGCUCAGAUGCAAAGUCAGAUGGUUCAUCACUCGGGGUUCACUGGCUUCAUACCUGAAAAUUACGCUAGCAAUCAGCUGGCUAAUGGGCAGCAUCUCCAUGACUUAUCAUCAUUUACUCCCUAUAAGCAAGGCAUGAUAGAUAAUGUAGAAACUCUGGGAGGAGAUGUAUACAGGCUGAACACAUCUUAUACAGCUACAGAAACACCAAGGAUAAAUGCUGACAACAAUCAACCAAGAGAAUAUUUAAUAAGUAAGGCAAAUGCUGAGCAACAUUUUAAUGAAACAGUGGGAGGGGAAUUCACAAAGGUGGAUAGAUAUCAGCAGCUCAAAGAAAACAAACAUGAUUACAGUAAUGUGUCCUCACAGGAUAGGUGGAGACAGACAAACAGCCAAGAUACAGAAAGUCUAAGUCUGAAAGCAGUCUCUCCAUGGAAACAAGAGAUAACUGCUUCAAUGGAAAAAGACCAACAUGCACAGGCUUACCAAAGAGCAGCUGUGAUAAAGGAGGAACUAAAUUCACCAAGAGACACAUACAGAGGGGAAAAUCAGCAAAGUAUAAAUAAAGAACUUGAGAAAAUAGAGUUGAGGGAGAGUUUUGGUAUUGGAACAUAUUCUCAUAAAAAGGCUGGGUUGGUCAACACUAACAUUUCAAACCAACAGCAACAAAAUGCUCCAUUUAGUAAUGACACUAUAGAAAAUCCAGCAUAUUAUGGACAACAGCAACCAGGAGCUCCGAAGUAUAACAAUAAGGAAAAUGAAAUGAAAGCUCAUUAUUUGACACAGAACUAUAAUAGAUAUAGUGAUCAAGAAUACAGAAACCAACACACAUUGUAUUCUAAUAAAGACAAAAGAAUGCUCACACAAGAAACCGUUCAGAAAAAACAAUAUACGUCAAUUCCACAGGCGUAUGAAAUGCAAAGUCUCCAGCCAAUAGAAGCUAAACCACAGUUUGAACAGAAUGUGCAGAAAAUGUCAUUAUCUAACCCUGACAAUGCAUCUGCCACCACAAUAGCAAACCAGGUAAAAGACAGACAGUUUGUUGAGGUCAAGGCUGAACAGGUCAUGGCAGAGCAUAUAAAAGCACAACACACCCAAGCAGAGCUGGCAAAGGCUCAGCACUGGGCUCAAGUGGAGCAGCCCAAAGCAGAGUCGGCCAGGUUAAUUUUAGCAGGGCAGACUGGUUCAGACAAAGUCAAAGCAGAAGAGGCCAAAGCAGAAUUAACAGAGUACCAGAGAGUAAACCAGGCUAAAGCAGAACAUAUUAAAGAGGAUAAGAGAAAAGAGGAACGAAUAGAACAGUCCAGAGAAAAACAACCAGAGCGUGCCAGAGAGGAACAGAUAAAGGCAGCGCAAUCCAGAGUACAAGUAACAGAAGAGCCUAGAAAUAUAACAGAGGAAGUAGGGACCGAGCACUUGAGAGAGGAGCAGGGUGAGCAGGUCAAAUUAAAACAAGCCGAAGCAAAGAGGCUAAAAGAAGAACACAUAAAAACUGAACUGGCAAAGGCCGAGCAGGCCAGGCAGGAUUGCUUGGCGCGAGCUAAAAGUGAACAGGCCAGUAGAGAAAGGAUCAAAGCAGAACAAAUUGACAAAGAAUGGGUUAGAGCAGAUCAAGUUGAAAGGGAGCAAGUGGAAAUCAGAACAGAAAAGGUUAAAUCAGAGCAGGCUGAAGCAGAGCAUAAAAAAGCAGAACAAGCUAAAUUAGAGCACCUACAAGAGCAACAAGCUAAAGUAGAACAAGAGAAGACUAAUGUAGUUGAAGUGGGAAAGGUGAAAGCAAACCACAUUCAAGUUGAGGAUGUUAACCAGGAGAAAGCUGAGGAAGAUUCAAUUCAAGCGGGUCGAGUAAAUGCAGAGCAACCUGUAACACAGAUAAGUAAAGCCAAAGAGAGAAAGGCAGAGUUGGCAAAGUUGGAACAAACCAAAUUGGAGCUAGCUAAAGCAGAGCUAACAAAAACAGAGAACAUGCCGGAAAGGUCAGCUAAACCGGCAGCAAAACUAACAGUGACACAACAGGUAAAAAAUGAGCCAGAUAAACUUGAACAAGUUAAGACAGAGUUAGCUAAAGCUAAAGCAGAAUUGGCUAAAAUAAAGGAGAAAAUGAGAGGAGAGCAAAAAGAGAAAGUCAGAAAUAGAGUUCUCACAAAUGAAGACGGGAUUAAGACAGAUGUUCCUUUGAAGGUAAAUAUCAACAAAAAGGAAGAGUACAAAGAUCAAGACCAGGCAACACAAAUGCAUAAACAGGGCGAAGACUCAGUUGUUGUCAGCAGGCAAAAUUCAGAUCAAGCUAAUAGAGGGGCUGAGUAUGAGCGUCUUAGAGAGAAAUAUGGUUUUACUGAUACAGACUUACCAAACAGAAACAAAGUGUCAAAUAGUGCCAAUGAAACACCAGCUUUAUCUCUCGAUAAAGUUGAGACAACGAAUAACGAGAAAUCAAAAGGCAAUUAUAGUCCUACAAGCAGAGUUGCAAGAGCUAACACAGAAAGCAAGGAGGAAGUGGGCAGCUUUAAACCCAUUGAGUUGACAGAGAGUCAGUAUGUUUACAGUGAGUCAUCCAAAGAAUUCAAACUUUCUGAGAGUAAUUAUUUGACUAUCAAUGUAGAUAAAAGAGAAAAUAGUGACACUGUUUCUGAUAAAGUGAAGGAUGACAGUGUUGAAAAGUCUGACCCUCUGAAACAAACUGAUAUUUCACAGCAAAGAGAUUCUGAUUUGGCUAAACCGCUCCCCCUUGUAAGAAAACCAAAGUCAACUGAGCACAGUUUAGGUCCAGGUAAAGAUAUGCUUUUUACCCCUCCCAGAGCAUUGUUCCAUAAAGAGAGAGCUCAGACUAAGCAGGAGAUUCUGACUUCCAAGAUAAAAGCUCAUGCUGAAAAAGAGAUUUCAGCUAUUAAAGAAAAGGGUUUUGCUGUACGAGAUGGGUUUAUAUCCAAAACUUCUACCAAGCAAUUAGCAGGUAAUAAUAUACGACAGAGGCCACCAUCACAGGAAGUGUCUAAAAAGCAUGAAAGCACAAUGGCCAGUAAUAUUACAUUAAAGCACCAGAUGGAGCCUUCAGGAAUACAGAUGGAACCAGUCAAGUUUGUUUCACUUCCCAGCUCUGCUACAAUACCAAAUAAGUCUGCAGCAACCACCAGUCAGGUUCAUUCACAGAAACAACUUCACAAAGAACCAAUGAAGAGCAAUGACAAUUUGCCAAAACCCCCCAGCGAAGCAAAACAGACGGGAAGUUAUACCAUGAGCACAGAUGACGGCUUGGUAGAAAAUCAAAAGAAAGAGAAUCAAUUUGGAAUUAAAUCACUUACACAAAGUAAAGAGCAGGCACUCAAAAACAAGCCAGAAACACAGGAAGCAAAGAAAGGAGAAAUAUUUGGAAAACAGAAAGAGGGACUUAAAGACAAUACUGUCGUAAACACUGAUCAUCUCAACAAGAAGAAACAGGAUCCUCCACAAGCUACAGCUCUGGUCGAAGCUGAAAGCUCCAAACCUAUGCCGACAGAAAAGGCUGAGAGUAAACAUGAGGCAGUUCAUGAGGACUCAGCACCUUCACUAAGUCUUACCUUUGGUCAGAAUGAGACCCCUGUGGCUGAGGACAAAUUGCAGAUCAUGGGAAUAUUGGUAACUGUACAAGAAAGAAAGCCCUCUGUGGACAAUGGUCAGAGGAAUAACAGCACUCAAGAACAAAUGAAUGUAAAAGAGAAAGAGUGCAGUAAUUCAGAGCUAGAUAAAUGUCAUCCCAGCUCAGGUUUGGAAAUAGGUAAAGGAAAUACAUCUUCAAAGGAAGUUAGCAUAGUAAAGCCGAAUGAUGGAGUUGUACAGAACACUCAUCCUACAGUGAAAGAAGAUCAAACUAAAGUUGGUAUGAAUAAUCAUCCUGAAAACAUGCAAGAAACUUCAACCCUAGAGGCAAGACAGAACAAUGUGUCUGAGAAUGUUACUGUGAAAAGGACUUAUCUCCAACAGGAGAGUUCUUCUAUAAAUGUAAGACCCCAAAGGAUAACACAACUCCAGGAGCCAUUGGCUGAAAAAGGUGUGCCUUGCAAAAAUAAAGUGUUGGCUGAAACGAAUCCGCUUCUCUACAACCAAGACAUAAUAGCAAAUAAAACAAAAGACAACACGAAUGAAAUGCCAAAAGAAAACUCAGUAAAGAUCAUAAAGAAAGUUGAAGUAAAGAGUAAUACUGAAGAGAAAAAUCCACAAAAAAGUCAUACAGCACAUGCCAAUGAGAACUGCAUAGCCAAAGUGGUGAACUCAGCAAUAAGCGACACAAAUGAUUCAAACAGUGCUGCUGCUGAAACUCUGAUAAAACAUGACAUCCAGCCAUCAGUGAAAGAAGAUAUGACAACUGGCAUCCAUCCAUCCAAAAGCAGGAACAUAGAUGGUAAGAGUGCACCAGUGGAAGAAAAGAGAUGUGACUUAACACCACCAAAGCCAUUCAACAAAACCAUUCCAUCUAACCAUUUAACUGAGAAUGAAAAUGUUCAUGUAUCUCCAAAACAUCAGUAUAAAGAGACACACAUUGGAGAAAAUAAUCAAUGGGAUGAUGAUUUGAAUAUAGGCAGCAUAGCCAUCAGAGUUGUGCCAGCAGUAACUGAGGACAACCUGAAAAUGGCAGAAAAACAGCAUGUCAACAUCACCACUCUCCCGUCUGAUGUAGCUGCAGCUAAUGAACAUAAACAAGAUGCAUCAUCUAGUCUUGAAAAAAAAGUGAACACUUUAAACAAUGAAAGCAAGCAUCCAGCAAGUAGGGAAAAGCAAAUGGAGGACAGUUUGGAAGACAAAUUUGGAGUACAAUGCGUUUUGUCCAGUGUGAAAAAACUGUCCAAAUCACUAAAACUCAGUAAUCAACAGAACAGCAUAAACACCACCAGAGAGAAUACUCAAGCUGAAAAUGGAAAGCCUGAAAAAGUAAAUAAAAGCGGGAAAUCAGCAGAUGAAUCAACAAUAAGACCAAUGGUGGGAGACUACUUUCAAGUGCAAGGGGUCGCAGAAACAAAUAAUGAACCAUACAAUCCUACUAAUGCUGGAGAUACGUCAGAUGCUGGAGAUACGUCAGAUGCUGUUUCAAAGGGAAGGGAACUUCCAGCAUUACUAACAAACAAGGCAGCUAUCAGCAAUGAAUCUUGCAAUGAAGGAAAAAAUCAAGUAUUUGUUUUGGAUCAAAGUAAAAGGAAAUCAAGUUCAGUAAGAGUUCAAGAUGAGAACAUGAAAAAGAAAAACAGGGAAACAGAUGAUAACCUGGAUUCAAAACCGAGUGAUGUUCCCACAGAGAGACAGAGUAAUAAAAAUGAGAAGACAGAUGCUGGUCAAGCUGUUCAUAUCAGAAAACAUCAUACAGAGAACCAGUCCAGUUUAACAACAAGGGAAACACAGAGCUCAAGAAAUUCACACCCAACACAGGAAAAUACAGAAAAACCUAAAGUUAAACCAAAACCAAAAGAAAGAGUAUCCACAAUACCUGAGAUAUCAGCAAUUGCAGACUAUGCCAGGUUAAAAGUAAUUGUUUCAGAAGACGAGGCAAACAAAAUUCAGGAAUUCCCACCCAACAAAAAGGAGGGAUUUUUCCCACUAAUACAAACUCGUCAUAGCAAACGUCCAAUGUUCACUGCUGACCCACAAGACCUCUCUGUAAAAGAGAAAAGUUUGCCAAAUAAGACAGAGGUCAGUUCCAAAGUGAACAAAGAGCCCAAACCCUUAGUAUUUCCCAUUACUGACAGAGAACACCAAAGGACGGGGAUGUUUAAACUGGGAGACAAAGAAAGACAAGAGAAAAUGAUUUUAGAUGCCAAAGCCAAUGAAGGUGUAUUAGACACUGAGGCAAAACAUGCACAACAGCUCAAAGCAAGUAACAAGUCACCAUCAAGUCAUCUUAAGAACCAGGGAAGUGAAGAACAAGUGACUGGAACUGAUACCCAAAGAGUUCGACAAGGAGAACAAAGUAUUCAUCAGCCAAACAAUCCUCCUAUGCAAGCAACAACCUCAUCUUCUGCAGUCAACAGGCCAAGAAGCACUUCUGUGUCACAACACCUAAAGCCACAUGAGAACUCCAAUCCAUAUGAAAAACUUGUGGGACAAGUGUACAACAUAGAGGAAAGCACAGCAACUCCAAAAAAAGAUGAGGAGAUUGAAAAUGCACUGGCUAAGAUUGGGGAAAAGAGAACAGAUAAAAUGAGGCAAGAAAGGCUUGCAACUCGGCAUGAAGAAACCGAAACACAACAUCAGAAUAGAGCAAAACAGUUUGAGGAAAAACAAGCUUCUAGGAUAGAAGAGGAGAAAAGAGCUGAAGACAUGAGAGUAAGAAAUAUGAUAGAGGAGAAUAGAGCUUCUGUUGCUGAAGAAGAGAGGAGAGCCGCUCAGAGAGAAGAAGAGGAGAGGAGAGCAAGAGAGCGGGAGGCCAUUGCUAUUAAGAUCAAGGAGAAGCGGGAAAAACAGAGAGAAGCAGAAAGAAGGGCAGAGGAAGAAAGAGCUGCUCAAAAAGAAGAGGCGAUAAAAGCAAAUCAAAGAGAAGAAGAAAGGAGAAUGAAAGAAAUUGAGGAGAAGAGGAGAAUAAAAAUUGAGGAGCGUAAAGCAAAAUUGAGAGAGGAGGAAGAGCAGAUAAAAGAGAAUGAGGAGAAGAGGAGGGUGAAACAGCAAGAGGAGGAGAGAGCUGCACAAGAGGAGAUGCAGAGAAGAGCUGCUGAAGAGGAGAAGCAGAGAAGAGCUGCUGAAGAGGCAAAGCAGAGAGCUGCUGAAGAGGAGAAGCAGAGAAGAACUGCUGAAGAAGGGAAGCAGAGGAGAGCUGCUGAAGAGGAGAAGCAGAGGAGAGCUGCUGAAGAGGCAAAGCAGAGAGCUGCUGAAGAGGCAAAGCAGAGAGCUGCUGAAGAGGCAAAGCAGAGAGCUGCUGAAGAGGCAAAGCAGAGAGCUGCUGAAGAGGAGAAGCAGAGGAGAGCUGCUGAAGAGGCAAAGCAGAGAGCUGCUGAAGAGGAGAAGCAGAGGAGAGCUGCUGAAGAGGCAAAGCAGAGGAGAGCUGCUGAAGAGGAGAAGCAGAGGAGAGCUGCUGAAGAGGAGAAGCAGAGGAGAGCUGCUGAAGAGGAGAAGCAGAGGAGAGCUGCUGAAGAGGCAAAGCAGAGAGCUGCUGAAGAGGAGAAGCAGAGGAGAGCUGCUGAAGAAGGGAAGCAGAGGAGAGCUGCUGAAGAGGCAAAGCAGAGGAGAGCUGCUGAAGAGGAGAAGCAGAGGAGAGCUGCUGAAGAGGAGAAGCAGAGGAGAGCUGCUGAAGAGGAGAAGCAGAGGAGAGCUGCUGAAGAGGAGAAGCAGCGGAGAGCUGCUCUGAUUGAGGAGCAAAGGCGAGCUAAACUGAUUGAGGAGCGGAUACUCGCUGAUAUUGAGGAAAAAGCUGCUCGGAUUUCAGAGGAGGAAAGGCUCAAACAGAUCCAGGAGAAAAAGAAAGCAGAGCAGAUGAUUGAAGAGCUGAGGGAAGAAAGACAGAAAAAGGAAGAAUGGAUGAGAACUCAGAGAGCUGUUGAAAAAGACAAAACAAUUAUAAAACAAAGAGAAGAAAAGCAAGCCAAAGAGGAGAGAACCAGACUCCUUGAGGAGAGCCAAGCAGCACUGAAAGAGGAGGAGAAGAGACUAGCACAAGAAUGGACGCUAGCUCAAAGAGAGGAUGAGAUCAGGGCUAAAAAGAGAGGAGAAGAAACGUUAGCAGCUCACCGAGAAAAGAAGAGAGCCACUCAGAUGGAGGAGCAAAAAAGAGCAGCGCAGAGGAUGGAUGCUCUCCAGUACUAUGCCAUCACCUCAACAGAAUCAGAGCGGAAACCCAGAGAAAGACAACUAUGCUCCCCUUUACCAUCCCAACAAAGACACAAUCCAUCAGGGCUUGGAUCACCUGAGGACUCAGGAGCCCAUACUAGGCCUUAUAGGCCACAUGCCCCUGCUUCUCCAGCUCCAUCUCUGCCCCGCUCCAAUACCUCCUCUCCUGCUCUGGGAACCAAGCCCUCAAUGUUCAGGGUGAAGGAUAACACCAUCAGAGGUUCCUCUUUCAAGUCAGUCAAACCACGCCUCCAUAAGAACUUUGGAGAGGAUUUCCGAGUGGGUUCGCCGAUGGAGAGGGGGUCAGAGAGAAGAGAGGAAGAGCAAGACAUAAUGAGACACAGUGCUGGAACGCCUGUCUAUCCGGACACAGGAUCAAACAGACUUGCUGCUAUCAAAGAAUCCUCCACUUUUCAGCCAGCAUAUUCAUCACAGGAUUACUCAGCCCUUCUCCCACAACACAGGCCUUACUCCAGGAAGAGCAUCGCUCUGGAUGAAGAUGACUCCCGUUCUCUCAUCAGCAACAUGUCAGAGGAUGUAGAGAGUUUUGCCACCGGUGCAACAGACCUGGCAGAUGUACGAGGCUUCUAUGAUGGAGAGAGGCCAGAAUCAGCCUGUAGCUUUAGCAGUGAUGUUUCCCGUUCUUUGGGCAAGCCUCCGACUGUUCCCCCAAAGAGUGAGAAAGCCUUGCGCAGAGCAAAAAGGUUGACUACUCGGAGAAUCAAGAAGGAGUUGUCCAAAUCUGCAGCAGACAGCCCUGAUGGAGUUGAGAAAUCUCUUCAAGAAGUCUCCAAUAUUACUUCCUCCUCCUCCACUGAGGUACGCUCUUCCAGCCGCCAAGCUAUGGCUUCCUCCCAUUUUUCCUCACCUGUCUCCCUCGCUCAUGCUCCAACAUUGGGGUCUAGCUUGCUUUCUUCACACACAGAGCACAAAUCUUCUCGCAGCUCCUCCUAUGCUUCCCCUCAUGCCACUGGUCCUAUCUCCAUCCCAGUUGCUUCACCUCAUGCUACUGCCCCUGUUUCCCUCCCUGUUGCCUUGCCUAAUGCUACUGGCCCUGCUUCCCACACUACUGCUCCUAAGACAGUUGCUCAUGUUUCCUCUUCUCCCACUCUCCAUCAUGCCAACCACCCAGCUCCAGUGACACAGUACCAUGUAGAGUCAAGCUAUCACCAGUCCUACCCACUAACCCAGCGAAAGGUGCUGCAAGACCUCGGCUCUGGUCAGUAUUUCGUGGUGGACGUGCCUGUUGAAGUGAAAAAGAAGACUUUCUUUGACCCAGAGACAGGAAAGUAUGUCCAGCUGAAUGUUCGCGAGUCGGGCCAGAGCACCUCCCGAACCCAGCCCCAGCAGACGUACCCACAACCUCAACUCCAACCCCAAAUGCAGGUCAAGCUUCAACAACAGCCCCAGGCCUCUCCAGCUGGCAAGCCUUUUGUGCUUUAUCAGGGCAGCCAGAGUUAUCCCCAAGACUACCAACCUCUGGCUAUCAACUCUGUGCCCCGCAACAGGUCAUCAGCCCCUGUGACUCUCCACCAGGACCAACAGCCUGUCAGGGAGAGCCACAGCUACGGAUAUCCAGCCCCUAAAAUGGGACAGAACUCUGAAGGGCAUCGCUACAGCCCAGAAAAGACUCCAUACAUGGACACAGUUAAUGCCCCAUAUGAGUCGUCCCCAGAGGGAGAAACAAACAGCCAGCUUGCAGGAAGCUCAGUCUGUGAAAAUGAUAACUCAGCCCACUCACAAUGUCAGCCCCGUGAUAUAAUAACUAUGAGUGAACUGGAGGACUUUAUGGAGGUGUCUGACUGGUGAGAACAAAGACUGGUAGCUUUUACUCAGAAGGGGUAGCUAAAUAAAGUAUUUGAUCAAACAAAGCACAGUAUGAAUGAAUCAUAAUAUGCAGUAUUGUAACUGUUUGUAAAUUACUUUUCAAGUGAAAAUAGUCUAAGAAAGUUUUUGGUUUGUAGUUUUAAAAGGGCCCUUGUGACAUGUUGUUAGAUUGAUGCUGUUGAUUUUGGUGAUUCACUGUUGAGCUAUUUAUUGUGUUACAGAGAAGUUCAUUCCAUUUGACUUUUGAAUGUGAGAAGCUAAGAUAUGUUUAUUGUGUAUACUGUAUGAUCAGUAUCCCAUUGCCUACUAAACCUAAAAGUAUGUUAUCAUAUAUCAAACAGCAACAGUGUGUCCACAGUGUUUAGUAGUUUUGAACACUGGCAGGCCUGCUUAAGUUUGCAAUUAGUUUUUUCUUGUUGAAGAAAUCAUACUUUUGGCAUUUUGUGAUUAAGCCCACAGUGUCAAUUAAAUAUCUGCAGAUGGUGUAAAGCAUAGUUUGUGUGUUCAACCACUGUGUCAAAGUGAAAACAUGGUGAUGUGAUUAUUGCCGUUUUGGAGGUUUAAUUUCAUACUGUAGUCCAUUUUUAAAGUUGGAAGUGUGUGAGAAUGUUUCUGUGUUGCUGUGAAACAGAAUUGUGUGACAUGGACUUACUCAGGCAAUUACAACACACGUGAUUCAAAUAAAUAAUUUCUCACCACAAUGACUGUUUCAAAAUCACAUUGUAAAGAUUAUAAAUAAACAAAAAG